Messenger RNA from Sceloporus undulatus (fence lizard), 3744 nucleotides. It is a transcript of the gene FLRT3, whose product is annotated as fibronectin leucine rich transmembrane protein 3. Lineage: Eukaryota; Metazoa; Chordata; Lepidosauria; Squamata; Phrynosomatidae. Gene Ontology annotation, molecular function: protein binding. The record is from RefSeq and is a predicted model, not a curated record. The transcript is spliced from 3 exons. The coding region runs from base 1115 to 3064 and encodes 649 amino acids.
GAUGACAUCACUUCUUUAUUCAACCACUGUUAGGUGAAAGCUUUAACUUCAGACUUUGGAGGUGGGUUGCCUUGCACGUAACUGGAGUGCCUUCCCCCUCACUCCUUCCCACAGAGGGAGAAGGGAUCAGAGACAGAGAGAGAGCUCUUGCUAUAAGCUGCUGCUGCUGCUGCUGCUGCCACUGCUGCUUUUGUCUCUGGGAUCUGAGGCGAAGGAAUUUUACAGCCCCAUAGUGGAAUUAACUGCUUGCCUGCCUUUUGAAAUGGAAUUCCUUUCUAUGCGUUUGGGUUCCUUCAGCUUGCUGGCAAUGAAUGAGUGAAAAUGUUAUGAAGGAGCCCAGGCUGAAUGGUAUUAGAAUGUUUUGCUUUCUUCAAGACAAAAGAGCUCUGAGUUAAAAUUAAAACCAGCACAGAACAAGUGAGCAUUUGCAUUUCCAGAGAGAAUGAGGAAAUAUUCUGAAUUGGAGAUUCUGAUCAAGGACUGAAUUACGUUGCAGCCCAGCAGGCAUGGAUUUACCAAGAUGCAUCCACUUUUCAAAGAUUAUAGCCGGAUGAUUCUGCACAGGCAGGGAGCCUCCUUCCUCAGUCUCCUGAAGAAGCCAUCAUAAUUCGACCCUUAGCAUCAUGAAUGGUUUCAAACACAUGGAGCUGAAGUUACCAUCUCUAGCCACACUAUCUAAAGGAGCUUCUAAGAAUUACAAAGAGCAAUUUUUGUAAAGGGUAUUUACAACAAAACAAAAGAGAUUCUUCACACAAAGACGUGAAGGGGGAAAGAAAGAACCGCCCCUACCUCCUCAAACUCUCAUUGCUGCAGAGUCAAAGGAGUCUGAAGCUUUUAUCCUCACAACUUGAUGUGCUUAUGUACCAUGGUAAAACUUUAUGGGAAUGUUCAAUGAAUAUAGCAGGGUUCAUGAGGAAAGACACUCUGCUCAUAAGGAACAUUUAAACUGCUAUUGUGAAUGAAGCCAAGCUAUGUGUACUAAGCUAUAAACUUCUUCCAAGUCCAUUUGUUUCUGGAAAACAGGAGGCCCACUGGAUUUUAGGAAGCACAAGAGGGUCCUUCACAUCUUUAAAUAAGAUUGCUGAAAGUAUAUAAACCUCACUGCAACUUGACCAUGAUCAGUGUAACCUGGAACUUCAUCCUAAUUUGGACAAAGAUAGGGCUCUUGCUCAAAAUGGCACCUCACUUUGUCAGUGCCAAAUCAUGCCCUUCAGCGUGCCGCUGUGACGCAGGAUUCAUUUACUGCAAUGAUCGUGACUUGACAUCAAUCCCUACUGGGAUUCCAGAGGAUGCUACAACCCUUUACCUUCAGAACAAUCAAAUAAAUAAUGCUGGAAUUCCAUCUGAGCUAAAAACCUUGAUCAAAGUGGAGAGAAUUUAUUUAUACCACAACAGUUUGGAUGAAUUCCCUAUCAACCUCCCAAAGUUUGUCAAGGAAUUGCAUUUACAAGAAAACAACAUAAGGACAAUUACUUAUGAUUCCCUUUCACAAAUUCCUUAUCUGGAAGAAUUGCAUUUGGAUGAUAAUUCUGUUUCGGCGGUUAGUAUUGAAGAUGGAGCCUUCCGGGAUAAUAUCUAUCUCAGACUUCUUUUCCUUUCUCGAAAUCACCUUAGCACCAUUCCCUGGGGCUUGCCUAAAACAAUAGAAGAGCUGCGCUUGGAUGAUAAUCGCAUUUCAACCAUUUCGGAGCUGUCCCUUCAAGACCUUACAAAUCUAAAACGCCUCGUUUUAGAUGGAAAUCUCUUAAGCAAUCAUGGAUUAGGAGAAAAAGUCUUCAUGAACCUAGUCAAUUUAACAGAACUCUCCCUGGUUCGUAAUUCCCUUACAUCAGCGCCAAUAAAUUUGCCAGGCUCAAAUCUGAGAAAGCUUUAUCUGCAAGAAAACCAUAUAAAUCAUGUGCCACCUAAUGCUUUCGCAUACCUACGACAGUUAUAUCGAUUAGAUAUGUCAAACAACAAUCUCAGUAAUUUACCUCAGGGUGUCUUUGAUGACCUGGACAAUAUAACCCAAUUGUUCCUUCGCAACAACCCUUGGCGCUGUGGGUGCAGAAUGAAAUGGGUCCGUGACUGGUUGCAGAUGUUGCCUGUCAGAGUUAAUGUGCGCGGACUGAUGUGUCAAGCACCAGAAAAAGUGCGUGGCAUGGCCAUCAAAGACCUCAACACAGAGCUGUUUGACUGCAAAGAUGACGAUAUGGUAAGCACUGUCCAAAAUACUGCUUCAGUACCAAACACUUUAUACCCUGUACAAGGACACUGGCCGGUUUCUGUCACCAGAUCACCUGAAAUAAAGACUCUGAACCCACACAAAAACUACAGAACAACAGCUACCCCAGUACAGGAAAUCAUUACCAUUGUUGUAAAAUCUGUAAGCACUGAGACUAUUCAUAUUUCUUGGAAAGUUGCACUACCCAUGACUGCUUUAAGACUUAGCUGGCUCAAAAUGGGCCACAGCCCUGCCUUUGGAUCUAUAACUGAAACAAUUGUUACAGGAGACCGGACUGACUAUCUGCUCACGGCCCUGGAGCCAGACUCACCCUAUCGAGUAUGCAUGGUUCCCAUGGAAACCAGUAACAUCUAUAUGUCUGAUGAAACGCCGGUGUGUAUAGAGACUGAAACGGCACCCCUCAAAAUGUACAACCCCACCACAACCCUCAACCACGAGCAAGAGAAAGAACCGUACAAAAAUUCCAGUUUGCCCUUAGCUGCCAUCAUAGGAGGUGCAGUGGCACUAGUAGCUAUAGCGCUGCUCGCUUUAGUCUGCUGGUAUGUCCAUAGGAACGGAUCCUUGUUCUCGAGAAACUGUACGUACAGCAAAGGGCGGAGGAGAAAAGACGAUUAUGCUGAAGCUGGAACUAAGAAGGACAACUCCAUCUUAGAAAUCAGAGAGACUUCUUUUCAGAUGAUCUCUCUGAACAACGAUCAAGUGUCCAAGGAGGAGUUUGUAAUACACACCAUAUUCCCACCAAAUGGAAUGAAUCUGUACAAGAACAACCAUAGCGAAAGCAGCAGUAACAGAAGCUACAGAGACAGUGGUAUACCCGACUCAGAUCAUUCACAUUCAUGAUACUAAGGGAAAUGACAAAACUAGGAGUGGUUGGGGUUUUCUUCUCACAAAGAAAGGCAACUUUAAAGGUUGCUGGCUCACUGCAGAACACUGGAUUAAAAAGACUGAAUAAGCAAUGUAUUGUACAUUUGCCAUAUAAUUUAUAUUUAAGAACUUUUUAUUAAAAGUUUCAAAUUUCAGGUGACUGCUGCUAUUCAUGUAGCAAGGGUGUCUGAAAACAAUUCUAUAUUUUAGUAUUUUUUAGUAAUUUGUACUGUAUUUUCCUUGCUAAUAUUGAAAUUACAGACCAUUUAACUUUUGUGUUCUACUGAGUAAGAUGACUUGUUGACUGUGAAAGUGAAUUUUCUUGCUGUGUUGAACAAUCAGGACUUUGCAUAUAUUUGAGAUCCUUUGUGAGUAUAAGCACAGGCCAUUUUCACUUUGGUGUUUGUAAAAGGCUAAACCUGGCAAAUUGAAGACAUUCAAAAAUAGUUGCAAAAUGGAGCAAAACACAAUUAAAGUUUAGUAACCAGUGAAAGGUCCAAAGUAGUGGGCAAUACCAGUUACUUAGUUACAACCAGUACAAUGACUGUUGGAGACAGGAGCAAAUGGCUGAAAUCUAGAUGAGGCAGUUGAAAUAGGAAUUUAAGCAUAUGCUACAGCCCCAGAAUAGAUUUGCCCCCAAACAAAGCAAAAAAGAA